Lycium ferocissimum is the source of this 2201-nucleotide messenger RNA. RefSeq names its product B3 domain-containing protein REM14-like. The transcript is spliced from 14 exons. Gene Ontology annotation, molecular function: DNA binding. The record is from RefSeq and is a predicted model, not a curated record. Bases 239 to 2101 code for a protein of 620 amino acids. NCBI's taxonomy places the organism in Eukaryota, Viridiplantae, Streptophyta, Magnoliopsida, Solanales, Solanaceae.
UUUCUGAAGAUAUAGUAAAUUUUUGUCUGCUUUACACAGUCCACUUACUUAAAAAAAGCAGCUAUCACAUGUUGUCGUUAUUUCCAAUUAAUCACCAUUUCUUUCAAGUUCAAUUUCCAAAGUAAUUGUGUUCCCCUGAAAAUUGUAUUGAACUUUCAUCUUUCAAUUCUAUCAAUCAAAAAGUAGAAAGAAAGGGUGCUUUGUUGUCUACAGUAACUGCACUAUUUUCUUUGCUGCCAUGAAAAUCCGUCCAAAGAAACCCCAUUUUUUCAAACCCGUUCUACCAGGUUUCAAGCAUGGUCUUAAAAUUCCUAUAGGUUUCUUGAAGUAUCUGAAGGGAUAUGAGAAUAUUAAACGUGCUGUAUUGAAAAGGGCUGGUAAGAAGUGGCUGGUGAAAGUGAAAGGCCGACAACUAAAAAGGGGCUGGAAAAAGUUUGCAAAGGAGCAUGAUUUGCAGAUAGGAGAUUUGUUGAUUUUCAGACAUGAAGGAGAAAUGGAAUUUGAUGUUUCCAUCUUUAAUAAAAGUCAAUGUGACAGAGAAUAUGCAGAGUAUUUGCAAGAAGAAGAAAAAGAAGCCCAUACGGUUGAAGUCACUUCCAAGGAAUUCAAAGAAGUUGCUACUCACAACCCUAUUGGUCAAUCUCACUUUGUUUGCACUGUUAAACAGUAUUACCUUACACAUGGUUACUUGCGCAUUCCUAAUAAAUUUGCGAAGGCAAAUGGUCUCAUCAACAAGAAAUGUGGUUUGAUUAUUAGAGAUGAAAGACAAAGAUCAUGGAAUUUAAAGCUAUAUACCUCUUGUUCUCAAGUCCAUAUUGGAGGAAGAUGGGGUGCAUUCCGUGUUGCAAAUGACAUAAAGGAGGGAGAUCAAAUAAUGUUUGAGGUGGUUACUAAUGGAGAACAACCAAUCUGGAAAUUUCAUGGAGAAGAAGCCCAUACUGUUGAAGGUAACAUCUUUAGAGUCCAUGAGUUUAUACUUGAUGAAUUUGCAGAAGCUGCUACUCACAACCCUGUUGGUCAAUCUCAGUUUGUAUGCACUGUUAAACAGCAAUUCCUAACAAAUGGUUACUUGCGCAUUCCUAGUGAAUUUGCAAGGGCAAACGGUCUCAUCAACAAGAAAUGUGAUUUGAUUAUUAGAGAUGAAAAACGAAGGUCGUGGAAUUUUAAGCUAUAUACCUCUCGUUCUCAAGUCUAUAUUGGAGGAAGAUGGGGUAAAUUCUAUGCUGCAAAUGGCAUAAAGGUGGGAGAUCAAAUAAUGUUUGAGGUUGUUACUAAUGGAGAACAACCAAUCUGGAAAUUUCAUGAGUGUGCAGAGUAUUUGCAAGAAGAAGAAGAAGAAGAAGCCGAUACUGUUGAAGAGACUCCCAAGAAUUUUGAAUUCAAAGGAGCUGCUACUCACCACCCUAUCGGUCAAUCUCAGUUUGUUUGCACUGUUAAACAGUAUUACCUUACAAAUGGUUACUUGCGCAUUCCUAAUAAAUUUGCGAAGGCAAAUGGUCUCACCAACAAAGAAUGUGGUUUGAUUAUUAGAGAUGAAAGACAAAGGUCAUGGAAUUUAAGGAUAUAUACCUCUUGUUCUAAUGUCUACAUUGGAGGAAGAUGGAGUCAAUUCCAUGCUGCAAAUGACAUAAAGGUGGGAGAUCAAAUAACGUUUGAGGUUGUUACUAACGGUGAACAACCAAUCUGGAAAUUUCAUGACAAACCAAACCCCAUCAUCAUGUCAUCAAGCAAGGCAUUUCCCCCUGUAGAAGCUGCUACUCACAAGCCUUUUGGUCAUUCUCGUCUCAUAUGCACUAUUAGGCCAUAUUGCCUGACGUAUGGUUACUUGUUCCUGCCAAAACAGUUUGCACUCGCAAACGGUCUCAUCAGCAAGAAAUGCGAUUUGAUUAUUAGAGAUGAAUGGAAAAGGUCAUGGAAUUUAAUUUUACGUCCUUUUGGUACAAGUGUGUGUAUUAGCGGUGGAUGGAAUAAAUUCCGUGAUACAUAUUGCUUAAAGGAGGGAGAUUGCAUAAUGUUUGAGGUGGUUACGGAUGGACAGAAACCAAUAUGGAAAUUUCAUGGCAAAAUCUCUGGGGAGGAUGUAAGCAUCAUUGGACAAUGAAGCAGUUGGUGACAGAAAAGAGAAGGAACACUGAAGCAAUUGAACAAAGCAUGUUAUGUUUUCUUCCAACCCUGAGUACAGUGGAUGUACAUGAAAUAGU